Molecule: messenger RNA, 2679 nt
Organism: Salvelinus fontinalis (brook trout)
Lineage: Eukaryota; Metazoa; Chordata; Actinopteri; Salmoniformes; Salmonidae
Product: acidic mammalian chitinase-like
Exons: 12
Coding region: 447-1829 (460 amino acids)
Biological process (GO): carbohydrate metabolic process; chitin catabolic process
Cellular component (GO): extracellular region
Molecular function (GO): chitin binding; chitinase activity
Source: RefSeq, a predicted model, not a curated record
GGUGUUUCACUGCGCGGCAGCUUGUGCUAGUGUACACGGGGCCUACCUAUCUACAACAGUCAAUAUUACUACUGUAGAGUACUUCUACUACUAUUAUGCCUACUUCUACCCAAUGUUGGGAUUAGUUAUUUGGAAAAGUAAUUACCUUCAAUGACCUGGUUUAAUGACAGAACUGUUUUUGGGAAAGUCAGAUGAGGUGAUUAGUUAUUUGGAAAAGUAAUUAGUUAUUUGAAAAAGUAAUUACCUUCAAUGACCUGGAUUAAUGACAGAACUGUUUUUGGGAAAGUCAGAUGAGGUGAUUGAUGAUUUACCCGGGUUAAUACUUAGUCAGAGGGUGGAACAAAAAACCCAUGGGCAAAUAGUUGUCAUUUCGCCAUUUUAUUCUUCCUCUUUUUGAGACGGACAUAAAUAAGCCCUCUGACCUAUCUAGCAGAGAAGCAGGCACAAUGCGCAAGCUCACUUUACUUGCAGGUCUGUGCUUCGCCCUGUGCCACUUGGGCUCGACCUCCCAACUGGUCUGCUACUUUACCAACUGGUCCCAGUACAGACCUGGAACCGGGAAGUUCCUGCCGGCUAAUGUUGACCCUCACCUGUGUACUCACCUGAUCUACGCCUUCUCCAUUAUCAACCCUGCCAAUGAGCUUGCCACCUAUGAGUGGAAUGAUGAGACCCUCUACAGUUCCUUCAAUGGACUUAAAGACAGAAAUCCUAAGCUCAAAACACUUUUGGCUGUCGGUGGAUGGAAGUUUGGCACACAACAGUUCAGUAUCAUGGUUUCAUCACCUAACAAUCGGCUGAAGUUCAUCCAGUCUUCGAUCAGUUUCCUUCGGAGGCAUGGUUUUGACGGGCUGGACCUGGACUGGGAGUACCCUGGAGCACGGGGAAGCCCUCCAGAGGACAAGCACAGAUUCACACUGUUGUGCAAGGAGCUCCUGGAGGCCUUUGAGGCUGAGGGCACGGCAGUCAGCCGCCCCAGGCUGCUGCUUACUGCUGCUGUGGCUGCUGGGAAAGGGAACAUUGAUUCUGGCUAUGAAAUUGCAGAAAUUGCUAAAUACCUGGACUUCAUUAGCGUGAUGACCUAUGACUUCCAUGGAUCCUGGGAGACCUUCACAGGACACAACAGCCCUCUCUACAAGGGAUCCCAUGACACAGGAGACCAUAUCUACUUCAACACAGAUUUUGCCAUGAAAUACUGGCGAGAUCAGGGAGCCCCUGUUGAGAAGCUGAUGAUGGGCUUUGCUACGUAUGGACGUUCGUUCCAGCUCGCCUCUGUAGAUAGUGGGGUCGGAGCGUCAGCCAACGGUGCUGCUGCAGCCGGACCUUUCACCAGGGAGCCUGGUUUCUGGUCUUAUUAUGAGAUCUGUACUUUCCUCCAAGGAGCCAGUGUCCAGUGGAUUGAGGAUCAAAAGGUUCCCUAUGCCUCUAAAGGAAAUCAAUGGGUGGGAUUUGACAAUAGGGAGAGCUAUGACACAAAGGUCGGCUACCUAAAGGAAAAUGGCUUUGGAGGGGCCAUGGUUUGGAAUCUGGAUUUGGAUGACUUUACUGGACAGUCAUGUGGACAGGGCAGCUAUUCCCUGAUCAGCCAUCUUCAAAAACUCCUCAACAUUGUACCUCCCCUGCCACCUACACACACCCCACCCACAGUCAAGGCCACCACCACUACCCUUGUGCCCGGUGGUAGUUUCUGUGCAGGCAGGGCUGGUGGGCUGUAUGUCAAAGCAGAUUCCCCGAGCUCUUUCUAUAACUGUGCUAACGGCAUCACCUGGAUCCAGAGCUGCUCCGCUGGCCUAGUCUUCAGUGACAGCUGCAAAUGCUGCAACUGGCCCUAGGACUGUUAUUUGACCUAUGGGAGAGUUGGACUCCAUGAAAUGAUGACCUCGGCUCGUCCUAGAUAUUUGGUCACAUGAUUAAUUCUGUGUAUGGAGUUCUAACUUGAAAUAUACUUAUUCCUGUAACUAUAUAAGGCCUUAUCGAUUAUGUCACGUGGAUAAUGAAUGUAUAUGUUAUUGAUAACUGAAGGGUGAAGAAGAGCUUUGUUUAUGGAAAGUUACUGUGAGCGAAAAGGGGAACAGAGACUAUAACCAAAGUCUGUCCACUAAUGUGAACAGAAGGUCACUUGUAAACAUCAUGGAGUAGUGAUCGGAUAAAGAGCAACAGCGCAACAUUUAGGCAGUAUUGGACAACAGAUAGCAGUUUGGAGAAGUUACACCCCUCAUCUCAUUUUGACAUAUAACUGCCUGUUUGAUCAUGUGCAAAGUGUGCUUGCAGCUGAAGCACCCAGUGGGUUGAACAAACAUGGUUUGAGCUUUUUCUAGUCGUCCGUUUGAGUUUAUACUCUGUUCAGAACCUAACGAUGGUUUCCUAGAAACACGGGGUGGCUCAAUUUAGCCCACUCUCCUCUAUGUACAGCACUGAGGGGCAAUUUUCACAUUUUUAUGAAUGAAACUAUAUUCAGUGUAUCUUCCAAACACACAUGCUAUGUUGAUUAUACAAAGUAAAUAUCCUGUUAUAAUUUUUUAUUUACUGGCUUUGUGUCAUCUUACGAGCUAGGUUUCCAUCCUAUUUGCAACAGAUUUUCAUGCAAAUAUAAUUCAUGCAAAUAUUCAUGCAAAUAUAAUUCAUGCAAAUAUUCAUGCAAAUAUACUCUGAAUAAAACAGUUUGCCCAUCCUUCCACCAGA